GUCGUGUAUUCGGUGGCGAAUAAAUUGAAAAAAUGAUAAAUUUGUAACAAUCACAGUAUACCAACUACAAAGUAUUUUGUAUAAUUGUGUGACACAAAACAUAAAGGUUUGUAUUUUAUCGGCUCGAUGGAAGACAGAGAGAUGAUCGGUACUUAGAGGAAGUAAUGCUCAACUUGGACUGUUUCAAAUUUUCAAGUGUAGAUGUCGCAUUGAGAGAAUCAUGUCGCUGUACCAUGCCAACGCCGGUCAGGCGGAAAUCAUCCGUACCAUCCAGAAGGAUCAAACCUACGUGGAGGAAAUCCGGUCCCAGUUGAGUGAUAUCUUGCUUUUGAUCAGUCAAAAGAACUGGUUCAAGUAUCAGCACCUGUGCAAGUUGAUAGCGGAAAUCCUGUACCACCACUAUGCGAUCGUGCACAACCUGCAAACCCUCGGCGAAGAGUACACCGGUAUCAUCCAGGUGGACACGAACUAUGUGAUGUUACCGAAUAAGGCUUUGCAGAUAUUUGCUAUUCUGCUGGAGUAUGGCGGUGAGCACGUGGUCGAUCGAAUUCUAACCCGGCUGCAGGUGGAAAUCGACCGCAGUGAUGAGUUACUACCGGAGGCACGAGACGGCUUCAACAAGCUGAUCGAUGGGUUGAAGUUUAUUGUUCCGUAUGUGCGAGGAUUCCACACCAGUCUGUUCUACAUUUACGGUGGAAAGUAUCACAUUUCCAAGCGGCUGGUCGGAAUUAAUUACAUUCUGAUUCGGAACUGGCUGAAGGAAAACCAUUCCAUCUAUGGGUUUCGAAUACUGGGAGUCGUUACCUUGGUGCAGUUGGUUCUUUCGAUAAUUGUUAAAUGGGUGGAACAGCGCAGGAAGCUCAAGAACGCGAGGGCAACAGCCGGCUCGGCGGCUUCGGUCAAACGGGUGUCGUCAACAACCACCACGACGGAACCGGACGCGGUCAGAAGCAGCGAAAGGAAAUGUGCUUUGUGUAUGGAACCGGCGAUGGACGUGAGUACGACCCAAUGCGGACACCUGUUCUGUUGGGUUUGCAUACUGAACUGGCUGGACGAGCGGGAGAUUUGUCCGAUCUGUCGGGAGGCAAUCAAAAAGUCACGGGUGGUGAAGUUGCAGAAUUUUUGCUGAAACUCGAAGGGGUUUUUCGGGAUUUGGAUGGCGUGGUUCAAGGUUGGUGUUUAAUAUAUAUAUUUUUUAAUAUGUACAAAGUACUCGAAAGCUCUUCUUAAGGAGUUUUUUUUUGUUGUUGUUUGAUAAGCUACAAAAUAUUCCGUUUCCAAUCGAUAGCAGUAAAAUUUUUUUCCUUUGUAUACUUAAGCGAAAUAUUUACAUAAAAGUAGUUACCCGCCAGGCGGGGAAACCGCAGUCGUCAGAGUGGGAGAAAGGGCCUAAUAAAUUAGUUUAUUUUGAUGAUUUAAAA
This is a messenger RNA of Malaya genurostris, 1421 nucleotides long. RefSeq names its product peroxisome biogenesis factor 10 (gene Pex10). The transcript has 4 exons. NCBI's taxonomy places the organism in Eukaryota, Metazoa, Arthropoda, Insecta, Diptera, Culicidae. Bases 221 to 1129 code for a protein of 302 amino acids. Gene Ontology annotation, cellular component: peroxisomal membrane. Gene Ontology annotation, biological process: protein import into peroxisome matrix. The record is from RefSeq and is a predicted model, not a curated record. Gene Ontology annotation, molecular function: zinc ion binding.